GUCCUCUGUUCUCGACUGUGAAACGACAGAAGAGCGACGGAAGCAAGACUGACAACAACGCAAGCCUGAGAGGGUCCCUAAGAGCAAACUUGAGUGUGCGUGGACAUCAUCAGCCACAAUGAGCAUUCUCAAAGUGUUCACUGUUGCCCUUGUGCUGUUUGGAACCAGCUGUCUUUCUGCUAAGAUAAAGAGACAACUGCCAGCCGAUACAGAAGUUACACCAGAUGACGAUGUCCAAGUUCAGUCACUUCCAUUACCAGCUAGGUCACCACCUGGUCCACCUGGUGGACCACCGGGUGGACCACCUGGUGGACCACCUGGAUCACCUCCAGGAACACCUGGGCCACCACCUGGGUUUCCAUUCUUUAUACCAGGGCCACCAGGUCCCCCUGGUCCACCUGGUCCACCAGGACCAACCGGACCACAUGGUCCACCAGGGCAAGAUGGUCCACCAGGACCACCUGGACCAGGUGGUCCACCAGGGCUAGAUGGUCCACCAGGACCACCUGGACCAGAUGGACCACCAGGCCCACCUGGACAAGAUGGGCCACCAGGACCACCUGGACCUGAUGGGCCACCAGGCCCAUCUGGACCACCUGGACCAGCAGGCCCAUCUGGACCACCUGGACCACCAGGUCCACCUAGUGCACCAGGACCACCCGGACCACCAGGUCCUCCCGGGCCACCACAACAUUACCCACAUUGGCCUUUUGGGCAACGACCCCCUUGGCCACCAGCACCUUGGCCACCUAGGCCACCAGCACCUUGGCCACCUGGACCACCACCAUAUUAGCCAACACCAUCUUAGCCACCUGGGCCACCACCACGUUCACCGCCUGGGCCACUGCCACCAACACCUGAUCCAAAAUUGCAUGAUCCAUCAUCUUAACAACCUGGAUCACCAGGGGGCCACCUGUUACCAUGGAUGAAAUGCCAGCCUUGCCAGGCUAUUCCAUCACUAGGACCACAUUUUAUUUCGUAUUAUAAUUAGCCACCCGGCAAAUAGCAGCCACCAGUGCGGCCACCUGUUAUCCUGGAUAAAAAAUACCCACCUGAACACUAAAUUGUCAACUUGCCACACAAUUCUUCCUACCUGGACCAGCACCCUGCAACCUGGAACACCGCCCGGAUGCAAAAAAAUAUUCUGGAACAUGACCUUUCAAGCUUGGACUACCACCUUGGUCCACACCAAUACCUACCUAACCAACCCCAGUUAGUCCGGAUGAAAACGACCCACCUAAACAACCACCUUGCUCAUUCAGACAACCUGUUUCUGGUUAGAGACACAGCCACCUGGAUCACCAACAUCCAGUCCACCACCUGGGCUACCUGGACAUGUCAAGCCUUGACCAUAGAAAGGGAGUUGUUUUAUUCCAAAAGUAAUCUUGUCUUUAAGCAUUUAGCCCUAAUCGUAAUGAUCGUGUGGUCAUUGAUGCGAAAUUGCAAGAUACAUCCCCCCAAGCCCCCGCCUUUGCCACCUGCGUUUGAUUCAAAUAAUAAAGAUGAUUUUUCUUCUGCA
Messenger RNA from Hippocampus comes (tiger tail seahorse), 1519 nucleotides. RefSeq names its product basic proline-rich protein-like. The transcript is spliced from 4 exons. Gene Ontology annotation, biological process: extracellular matrix organization. The record is from RefSeq and is a predicted model, not a curated record. The coding region runs from base 119 to 793 and encodes 224 amino acids. Gene Ontology annotation, molecular function: extracellular matrix structural constituent conferring tensile strength. Lineage: Eukaryota; Metazoa; Chordata; Actinopteri; Syngnathiformes; Syngnathidae.